Messenger RNA from Elaeis guineensis (African oil palm), 1059 nucleotides. RefSeq names its product osmotin-like protein. The record is from RefSeq and is a predicted model, not a curated record. NCBI's taxonomy places the organism in Eukaryota, Viridiplantae, Streptophyta, Magnoliopsida, Arecales, Arecaceae.
CCAUCAUGCCGCCAUCUCCCUACUCACCGGCCGACACAUAGCAUGGCUUCCUCCUCCUCCUCUUGUUCUAGCUUUCCGCUCAUAUCAUUAACCUUCUACUCCUUGCUCUUUCUUAUCGUGGUCCAGCAGGUGGCGGCCCAGUACCCGGCCAUGACGUUGACCGUGGUCAACAACUGUCCUUUCACGGUGUGGCCGGCCGUCCAGCCCAACUCCGGCCACGACGUUCUCGAGAAGGGCGGCUUCGCCCUCUCGACUCUGACCCACCGGUCCUUCCCUGCCCCGACCCACCACUGGUCCGGCCGCAUCUGGGGUCGGACUGGCUGCACCUUCUCCGGCGGCCGCUUCUCCUGCGCCACCGGCGACUGCGGCGGCCGCCUCGAGUGCGGCGGCCUCGGCGGCGCCGCCCCUGCCACCCUCGCCCAGAUCACCCUCCACCACGGCGGCCGCCGCGACCUCUCCUCCUACGGCGUCAGCCUCGUCGACGGCUUCAACGUGGGCAUGACCGUCACCCCACACGAGGGCAAGGGCCAGUGCCCCGUCGUCGGAUGCCGCGCCAACCUCCUCGCCACGUGUCCCGACGUGCUCCAGGUGCGGGCACCGGUGGGGGGCCAUGUGAUUGGGUGUAAGAGUGGGUGCCAGGCCUUCGGUACCGACGAGCUGUGCUGCCGGAACAAGUACAACAACCCUCGCACGUGCCGGGCGUCGACAUACUCGGAGUUCUUCAAGCAUGCGUGCCCGGCUACGUUUACGUACGCUCACGACAGCCCCUCGCUCACCCAUGACUGCGAGUCUCCCAAAGAGCUUAAGGUCAUCUUUUGCCACUGAUCCUGAAUGCUGCUUUCAUUUGUAGUCUCUUUCUCUCUGUUGUUAGGAACUUGUGGCUCUUUAACGUUCUAGUAGCAGUCUCUAUGUUGUUAUUUUCUUCUACAAAGGUUAAGAUGUGGAUGGGCCGAUGUAAUGGCCAGCUUAUGGUUGUAUGGUGAUCUGGUAGCGUUAAAAGAAUAUGUAUUAACUUUGAACUUUUAAGAUAAGUUUUGGUUUGAUUUGGGAGUGGGGAAA